AUGCAAACUGCAACUAAGUUUCGCUUGAUUCCAGCGACGUCUGCAAUAAUCGAACCGGAGGAAAGUUCUUCAACAAUUUCCUCUGAAGACGAAAGUAUUCAACCAAGAUUCGUUGAUGCCUUAGAAAGCUUCGAAAUCCCCAAAGGUGACAUCUUGCCUUCCUAUCAUAUGUAUGAAUCAUUGAUAAAUUGCAGCUUAGAGAUUCUCUCAAUUCCACCUGAUUACUCACAGUCACAAGACGUAGACUCGCUUUUUAAUUAUGAAGAUUGCCUUGUCAUGAAUAUCAGAGGACCCUUAAAAAAGAGGUUGAAUGAAUUAAAAAACACUCGAGAUAUCUCUGUCCUGAUUUGUCUUGACGAAUUAUGGUGGGAUCAUGUCUUCCAUCCCGGUGACGAGGUUUCUGGAACAGUGAUGCUUACCAAUAAAUCGGCUAUUCAAGUUUCGCUAUCGCAGGUUUAUAUUAUUUUAGAUGGCUGCUUUAAAGAUGCUUCGACUGAAGUAAGUUUUCUCGAAAUGAUAGAUUUUGAAAAUUUGGUUUCCGAACCAAUAGUUAUGGAAGGUAAUGCCACAAAGAAGAUACGGUUUUCAUUCAAGAUUCCUGAACAUCACAUGGUCGAUGAUGUUGAAAAUGGAUGCAAUUUACAACUACCCCCAAGCAUCAGCACUAAAAAGUUAGGGAUCCAGUACAAACUUUCUUGCUUUGUUACCAGACAGGAAGAGGGAAGGAAAACGAAAUUGGGUCAAGACCACGUAGUAUUGACAGUACUCACACAGUAUCCAGUUGUCACUAUUGAAAAUACAGAAUACAAUAAUGAGCUAUUGAGUUGUUUAUUCCUGGACCUACAAUACGAACGUGUGUUUCUAGGAAAAGUUGCCAAUUCAGUACUCUUGACUGAUUUAAAAUCUUCAUUCUCCUAUUGCAAAAGAGAUGUCUUCUGGACUUUAUAUUUAGGCGACAAAGAUAACGGCUUCAAAGGAGUUAGGGCAGAUUGUGUUCAAAGUAUUUUUCCAAAGCCACUUGUACAAACACUCAGAAUCCCAUUUGAUCUUGAGCCACAUGAUUACGAAUUAAUUACUGUAAGUGCAGAAUUGGUCGUUGUAGACAUAACAUCACCCUUGUGUGAAUUCCCCAUGGAAUUGCCACCAACAAUGUUUUUUGAAUCUCAUACUGGAAGAAGGUUCCACGAAAUUGUAGAAAAACCAUUACGUGCCAUGGUUACGUAUUUGAGAAACCAAGGAGUAAGUCCGUAUCCACUAUGCGACAUUCUUCAAUUAGAUGUUAGAUAUCAGAAAUUCCAUUGCCCAAUUGUCUUUAUUGACAAGAAUGAAAUUGGGAUUUCGCUUGAUGGAAUGUACGCUUUAAAAAGAAUGUAUAAGAAAGAUACCAAAAUAGAUUGCAACAAGUUUGUUCCUAACUUCCAAUAUGUAUGCAUUGGCCGGGAAUAUUUCUUGAGCUUGACUGCUGAGGUUGGAAAAGGAAAGAAGAAAAUGGGAAAGGUGUCAAUGAAUGUUCCUGUAUUCUUCACAGCUUGA
Messenger RNA from Hemisphaericaspora subhashii, 1533 nucleotides. RefSeq lists its product as uncharacterized. Bases 1 to 1533 code for a protein of 510 amino acids. The record is from RefSeq and is a predicted model, not a curated record. The transcript has a single exon. Lineage: Eukaryota; Fungi; Ascomycota; Pichiomycetes; Serinales; Debaryomycetaceae.